Molecule: messenger RNA, 1578 nt
Organism: Diaporthe citri
Lineage: Eukaryota; Fungi; Ascomycota; Sordariomycetes; Diaporthales; Diaporthaceae
Exons: 3
Coding region: 1-1578 (525 amino acids)
Biological process (GO): transmembrane transport; protein histidyl modification to diphthamide
Cellular component (GO): fungal-type vacuole membrane
Molecular function (GO): transmembrane transporter activity; 2-(3-amino-3-carboxypropyl)histidine synthase activity
Source: RefSeq, a predicted model, not a curated record
AUGUCGGGAUGGCCACGGUUCCGAGGCUCACACACCUUCUCGUCCGCCGUCACCGGUGACGAGUGCACGCCGACCGCCUCUGGUGACCUGGAGAAGAUCGACUCCCGCCACCAUGAGGACGACGACCACAUCGACGUCAACAGGGAGCAACGACGCCGCGGCGGGGACGACUCACAGCACGCCCACGGCGGAGGCCAUGGCGCGCACGAGCAUGACCUGAGCCCCUGCUCCCACACCACGUCAUCGACCAGUGCUUACGCAGGCCGGGCCCCCUCGACGCUGCCCGAGCGGGUCGCCUCGCGCAUGUCCACGUCGUCGUCGGCGCUGACGUUCCCGGAGGGCGGCCUCCACGGCUGGCUGGCCGUCGCGGGCUCCUUCUGCGCCAUGCUGUCCGUCUUUGGCCUCAUCAACUCGUCGGCCGUCUUCGAGUCGUACUUCUCGGAGCACCAGCUCGCCGCGCACAGCGCGUCACAGAUCGGCUGGAUCUUCAGCAUCUACCUGUUCUGCGUCUUCUUCGUCGGCAUACAGGUCGGCCCCAUCUUCGACCGCUAUGGGGCCAGAUGGCUGGUGGCUGUGGGGAGUCUGCUUAUCGUGUCGAGUCUCAUGCUACUUGGGCUGUGCAAAGAAUACUACCAAAUUUUACUCACAUACUCUGUCAUGGGUGGCCUCGGUGGUGCUCUCCUCAACUCGCCGGCAUACGGUACCAUCGCUCACUUCUUCAAUGUACGACGCGGCUUCGCAACGGGAAUCGCCACCACAGCCGGAGGAAUCGGCGGUAUCGUGUUCCCCAUCAUGCUUCAGAAACUGCUCCCGCGCCUCGGGUUUGCCUGGAGCACUCGGAUCCUCGGCUUCAUCCUCCUAGGUGUUGCGGUGCCCUCGAACCUCUGGAUCAGGACUCGGCUGCCCCCAAGAAAACACAUCAACAACCCCCUGGAACACCACAGCUGGCGAACCAAGAUAGCGAGCGUCCUACCGGAUUUCCGAGUGUUCCGCGACAAGCGGUUCGCACUCGCCGCCACGGGCAUCUUCUUCAUGGAAUGGGGCCUCUUCAUCCCCAUAACAUUCAUCGUGUCCUACGCCGCGGCCCACGGGAAGAACGCCACAAGCUCCUACACCCUUCUGUCGCUCCUCAACGCGGGGUCGGUCGCCGGCCGGUUCCUCCCGGGCCUGAUGGCAGACCGUUUCGGCCGGUUCAACGUCAUCAUUGUCACCAUAUCGCUGUGCUGUGCGAGUGUGUUGGGGCUCUGGCUGCCCGCGAAAGACUCGCAGUCCAUAAUUAUCGCCUUCGCCGUCAUCUUUGGCUUCGCGAGCGGGAGCAACCUGGGGCUCGUGCCCGUGUGCCUGGGCCAGCUGUGCGACUCGAGGGACUAUGCGCGUUACAUCUCCACGGCGAACUUCCUGGCGAGUUUUGGCACCCUCAGCAGCGUGCCCAUUGGAGGUGCACUGCUCGGGGACGGCGGCAGGGACGGCUGGCUGGCGCUUAUUCUCUUCUCGGGCUUGUCGUACUCUGUGGCUUUGCUUUGCUACGGGUCGGCUCGAGUCUUGGCUGUGGGAUGGAAUCUCAGGACUGUCUUCUGA